AUGCCCCGCUGGGGCCCGCAGCCGGAAGAUCCCAUGCCUGCCAAGCGCCGCCGCCUCCAGGAGCCUGCCUGCUGGUUGCUGGCACAGCCAGACCUGGAAGCCUUCUCCAGGCCUGCCAGCGAGCAGCUCACCUCCAUGGUGGUCAUUCCCACUGGCUGUGCCAUGAAACUACAGCUGGAAGGCGUCGACCUGUUGCUGGAGCCGGAACCGACCUCAGUCAUGCAAGUGUCCCUACCUGGACACACCAUUAUACUAGUCCCCGAGGGCCUCCAAGCCUCCUUCCAACCUGGACAGCCUGUGUUCUGGCCCGCUAGCAUGCAGGAAGACGCUGUCCUGAACAUGCCCCAGGACCAUGACGUCUUUGCCUUCCACCAGGGAUUCAAUAGUCCAUCUCUAUCGUACAACCAAAGUUUUGCACAGGAAGACUCUCAAGAAAACUUCGUGAUUUCGUGGAUGAAUGCUCCAACUCGCAUGGCCCCAGAAAUCCUUUCCCCCUUCACGGGCGUGUUCAGCCCCCUGUUUCAGGGUCAAAUGCCAUGUCCUUGGAGUGCAAGCUGCCCACCUAGUGCAGGAAGAUAUGCUCCCUGGUCUCUCUGGAGCCUCAAAGGCAGCAUGCUGUGCCCUCUGCCUAGCUCGCCACUGCAGCCUCUCCCUCCAUCUCCUCCUCCAAGUCACCAAAAACAGGCCUCUCAGAGUCGGCAGAAGCCUCCACGACCUAGGUGCAAGGCCCAGAGGCGCCUCUUCUAGGAAAGGAACGGCUUCUGCCUCAACAAAUGGCACCUUGAUUCCCAGGGUGCCUCAGGGUACCCAGUAACCUACCACUGAGGCUGUAUGCACGCACACAAGCGCUUUUCUCCUUUUCACUGCACACCAUGCAUGGGAGAAGACAAAGACUUCGAGAAGGGUGCUGA
Molecule: messenger RNA, 911 nt
Organism: Myodes glareolus (Bank vole)
Lineage: Eukaryota; Metazoa; Chordata; Mammalia; Rodentia; Cricetidae
Product: proline-rich protein 23A3-like
Source: RefSeq, a predicted model, not a curated record